UUUUUCAUCGGUAUAGAUAUAAACAAAACAAAUCAAGAACUCCUUCGGUAAAAUUUAAGUUGUUUAUUUUAUUUUAUUGUAUAUAUCCGGAGUCCGGAGUAAGCCAAAAAAGUAUCCAUUCUCUAACGAAUAGAUAGUUAUUACACAAAAGAAAAGAUGCGACGCCGAGAACUCCAAACUAUUCAACUAAAGCUAUCCGAGCUGAAGGAGUAUGAACAAGCGAAGCUGGAGCGGAUCAAGACGCGCCAGCAGGUGGUGACGCCGCGCACGCCAACCCCCCCCUCGGACAACGAGGUUUUGGCGAUGCCCUCAAGCAGCGUUCCAUCAAUACUCCUGGCUAGUGGCGCUACUGAAACCGAGGAAGGUGCUUGUUCCACGACCAAGCCCACCUCGUCUAUGUAACUCGCCCUGCAAUCGAAGGCCUGCCAUUCCUGACUUCGCUCAUGGUAUUCAAACGCCUUGGACAAUGACUAUGACUUUGACCGCAUCGUCACAAUCUCUCGAUCGCUCAACUACCAAAUAUGUACAAGUAGAUGUAUCAUUUUAUUUAACAGAAUCGGGUUCUUCGAGGCUCACGGAAUUUCGAACGACUGUCCCUUAGUUAGUCAGUCUGUAGUUAUUAAGCACUCGUUUAAUUUCUUUACUAUAACAAACCCCAAACUGUUCGAUGUAAGCAAUCACGCAAGAAUAAAUCGUAGACUAUGAAGAAAUUUCACGACGA
This is a messenger RNA of Drosophila miranda, 721 nucleotides long. RefSeq lists its product as uncharacterized. The transcript has 2 exons. NCBI's taxonomy places the organism in Eukaryota, Metazoa, Arthropoda, Insecta, Diptera, Drosophilidae. The record is from RefSeq and is a predicted model, not a curated record. Bases 157 to 402 code for a protein of 81 amino acids.